Molecule: messenger RNA, 2047 nt
Organism: Acanthochromis polyacanthus (spiny chromis)
Lineage: Eukaryota; Metazoa; Chordata; Actinopteri; Pomacentridae
Product: muscarinic acetylcholine receptor M3-like
Exons: 5
Coding region: 396-1940 (514 amino acids)
Biological process (GO): regulation of vascular associated smooth muscle contraction; chemical synaptic transmission; G protein-coupled receptor signaling pathway, coupled to cyclic nucleotide second messenger
Cellular component (GO): dendrite; plasma membrane; synapse
Molecular function (GO): G protein-coupled serotonin receptor activity; G protein-coupled acetylcholine receptor activity
Source: RefSeq, a predicted model, not a curated record
UCGUAAUAAUAGUAAUAACAAAAAUAAAUUAAAAAAUAAAAAGAUGAAUAAUUUAAAAAAAAUAGGUACAUAAUUAGAAAUCAAAUAUUUUUUAAAAACUAAGAAAUUAUAAUGACUAGAAAAUAGCAGUAAUUGCAGUAAUGAUACAAAAGCUUUCUGUCUCAUAUGCACUUUCCUUUAUCUAUAAUUUCUCUUACAAACAAUAUCUUAUUGUAAGGUGGUAACACAGUGUGUCAUUUUUGUAAAUAAUUUCCUACACAGACGAACAGUGAUGAAUGUCGAUGGUUAUAGUCACAGAAUCUAAACCACAGUCUGUAUUUAACAUACAACAUAUGAUAAAUAUGUGAACGUGGCUGCAGUACCCUUGGCUCUAAUUUAGUGCAACCUGCAUCGCAAUGUCUUCAAAACUGCUUUAUUGGCUGAUUGAAAUAUAUAAAAAAUACAUAACCGUUUAUUUUUGGAUGAAAUCUAAUGUCAAAUUGUCAAACAAUCAAGUUAAAUACUUCAAUACUUCAAUUUUGCAUUUGAAAAUAGCUUUUUGUUUCCUUCCAGGUGUCAUCAUGAACCUGACCUCCAUCUCGGAUCCUGUCCACUUACUCACCAACAGCUUUACCGGUGCUUCUUUCCAGGAUUUGGCCCUGUUACCUGAGAAUGGGUGGAAGCAGCAUAAUGUCAGUAAUUUCUUCACACGAGGAGGAAACGUGUCUGAUUCGGCAGUUAACAGGACAGCAAUGCCUCCUGAAGAGGAGUUUGACCCGUUAGGAGGACACACUAUCUGGCAGGUCAUCAUAAUUGUCUUCCUCACCGGAUCGCUCUCUCUUGUCACCGUCGUUGGCAACAUCCUCGUGUUGGUGUCGUUCAGGAUAAACAAGGCGCUGAAGACGGUGAACAACUACUACCUGCUCAGCCUGGCGUUUGCUGACCUGACCAUCGGCACGCUGUCGAUGAACCUGUACACCACGUACAUCAUCAUGGACCAGUGGGCCCUGGGGCCAGUGGUUUGUGACCUGUGGCUUGCGAUCGACUAUGUGGCCAGUAAUGCCUCAGUCAUGAACUUACUUGUCAUCAGCUUUGACAGGUAUUUCUCUGUGACCAGACCUUUGACCUACCGGGCCAAGCGUACCACCAAGCGGGCCAUGACCAUGAUUGGAUUAGCCUGGUCCAUCUCUUUUAUUCUGUGGGCCCCAGCCAUUCUGUUCUGGCAGUAUAUCGUAGGUGAGCGGACAGUCCAGCCAAACGAGUGCUACAUUCAGUUCUUGUCGGAGCCCAUCAUUACGUUUUGUACUGCUAUUGCUGCAUUCUACUUGCCAGUGACAAUUAUGGCAAUCCUGUUUUGGAAGAUCUAUCAGGAGACAGAGAAGAGAGCUAAAGAAGUGCAAGGUCUGAAAGGAUCUGGGGCAGGAAACAGCUCCAAUCAGGCUCAGAAUCAAGGGAAUGGCAGUGGGAGAGCUGGUGGAGAAAGUUCAGCCAACAGCCAGAAGAAUUUGUCAACUGUGCUGCGGCAGAUGAGCUCUCAAAGCUGCAGCAGCUACGAACUGAAUCAGUCAUCUGCAGAGAAGAACAACAAGGACAACGGCAGCUUACCAGAGGGAAUGGGAAACAGAGGAAAGUGUGGCACAUUUUGUUUCCAGUUUUCCUCUCUUCUGCAAGGUCAGCGUGCAUCCAGGAGGUCCUUCAACAACACGAUGUUAACGGAGGGCGAUGCAGAGCAGAGCAGCUGUGACAGCUUCAACAAUAAUGAAGUUGGGGCUUCAGGGGAUCAGUCGGGUUCUGAGGCAGAAGCUGAUGGUGCAGACCCGUCAAGGACUCCAACAGCUAGUAAGAAGUCCAGAAAGAUGAAGAAAAACAAGGAUAAGCAGCCAUCAUCAACCUACAAAAGUCAAAGAGGUUCAAACCCCCCACCUCCUCUGCUGACCAGUCGCCUGCAGCUAUCACCAUGAAGGAUGCAGCGAUGGCCAAACGCUUUGCCUCGAAGGCCAAGACCGAGAUCAACAAGCGCAAGAAUGAGAAGAAGGCGAACGAUAAGAAAGCAGCGCGGACACUCAGC